UCUUUCACUUGGUUUGUAAUUUUUUAUUUAUUUUUUUAAUUGUGAUGAGCUUUUUUUUUAACAUACACUUUAUAUAAAACCAGUCUUUGUCUGACAUGACCUCUGUGGUGUAUCUUAACAAUGCAUCAUUUAUUUACCCUCCCACAUUUUAUAUCAAUGGGUUCUACAAUGUGCCACAUGCAAAGUAUUAUUAUAUAUUUUUGUGUUUUUUGUAUGCUGUCACUAUUUUUGGUAAUUCUUUUAUAAUGGGCACUAUUUACCUGGCUCGUGCUCUUCACACAGCAAAGUAUAUAGCUGUCUUAAAUUUGGCCGUGUCUGAUUUGUGUGGAAGCACUGCUUUAAUUCCGAGGUAUGUAGACAUGUUUUUGUUUAAUAAGCAGUAUAUAUCUUAUGGAGAGUGUCUGUCAAGCAUGUUUUUUAUGUUUUUCUUCAUGUCCAUGCAGUCUUUUACUCUGCUUGCUUUGGCCUUUGAUAGAGUCAUUGCUAUAUGUUUUCCUCUGAGGUAUCAUGCUAUUGUCACCAAAACUACAAUGAUGAUGAUCAUUGGGGUUAUGUGGGUUAUCUCUGUGGGUAUUAUUGCUCUUCUUGUAUCUCUGAUAACCAGACUCACCUUCUGUGGGUCUACAACAGUUGACAGCUAUUUCUGUGAUCAUGGUCCUGUUUUUAGACUCGCAUGUAAUGAUAAUUUUCCUAAUCGUGUAAUGGCCUAUGUUUAUUCGGCUGUUGCAAUUUUUAUUCCAUUGUUAUUAAUAGCAUUUUCUUAUGGUUGUAUUGGUUUUGCAUUAUUUAAGAUCUCACAUGGUGGUGAACGAAUGAAAGCUAUGAAAACAUGCACUUCCCACCUUAUAUUAGUGGCUAUGUUUUUUCUACCAAUUUUAAGUGUUUAUUUCCUUGCGUCUACAACAUAUUUACAUCCAAAUACUAGAAUAAUUAACUCUAUUUUAACACAAACUGUUCCACCUAUGUUAAAUCCCAUCAUAUAUACUCUGAAAACAGAGGAGGUAUUGCAGUCUAUUAAAGUACUGUACAAACGGAUCAAGGUGAGCACUAUGGAACAGCCUGUAAAACGCAUCCUUAGAAAUUAAAUUGAUAAAUAAGCAGUUCAGUUUGCCCUGUUAUCAUUAAGCAAAAAUCAGGCAUACUUAAAUAACUGCAUAUUCACCUCUUACAUAAUGAAAAUAAUUAUUUGUUUUAGUGGAUGAACCGCAAAAACUUGGAUGUUCAUCAGGUUCCGUUUUUGUAGCCUAUAUAUUUAAUAAUAGAAAGAAAAACAGUUUGUAUAGACAACCCAGUUGCCAAAACAAAACGUCUGUCAAUUAAUCAUUAAAAUCAAUAUUUAAAUAUUAAACAGUCUAUAAUCUUAUUAUGAUGGCUCUUUCUGAUUGUUUCUUUAGGGACAAGGCUACCUUUUUUGUAAUGUUUUUUUUUUUACAGGAAUUAGGAAAUUGAUAAUGGUGGAUUAUUUGAUUUUUAUUUCAUUAAUUAAGUACAAAAAAAUGAAAAAUAGUGCUUUGUUUAAAUUAGAUUGUUAAAAAUUAGAUACAUUAUGUAAAUGUGAAUUAUAUUUAUUUUAUUCCUUUGAAACAUUUAUCAAAACAUUUAAUUGAAAAAAAAAACAUUCAACACAAAUAAAAUAUAUUUACAAACAUACAAUGUACAAUUAAAAUACCUCUAACAAAUCUGCUCUAAUUGCUACUAUUUUCAGUACUGACCCAUCUGUUAAAUACAUCCAAACAUUGUAGCUGAAGCAACCUAAUGGAAAGGAUCAGUCAGAUGGAUGGAUGGAUGGAUGGAUAGAUGGAUAGACAGACAGACAGACAGAUAGACAGAAAGGCAGCUAGAUUGAAAGAUAGAUAGAUUUUGCAUAGAUGCUCUACUAACAGGAGGCAUGGGGGACUCUCACUCAUUGCAUCAACAUUUUAAAUAGUGUCAACCCUUAGUUCACUAGUCACAACAGCAUGCACAACAACUGCAGCGAACAUGGUGACCAUGCAGCACCACAUUACUCCACGUGCUGUGUUAGUUUGAGGACCUUUGCACCAUAUAUUAGAAAAUAUGACUAGGCUCCAUUUUUUAUCCUUUUAGUGGCUCAAAGACAAAAUUGGACAAGCAAUGAAAGAGUGGAUAUUCUACAUGAGAGGCUGAGAGAGUUGGCUUUUCUAUUCAUAUGCUCGCUGCCUGAACAUGUCAGAGAGGUUCAUGCUCUCCUAACAGAACAAAGGCCCACAGGCCCACAAAACACAGCACGCUGUUUCAUCAAUGAGCUACGGCAACAGAAGGAACCUCCGGCCGAGUUUGCAGAUGAGAUUCUUAGUUUGACCAUCUUAGCAUAUCUAAAAGUGGAUCUCUAACUGCAGGACCAACUGGCAACCGGCACAUUCAUUUAGGCUUUGCAACCAUCUGAAUCUCAACAAAGCAUUUUUCUUUAAACUGCCACCUUGCACUGUCCCUGACCCCAAGGCAAAUUUGCAGGGGAGGGGAGGGAAGCCGAGCACUUUCUGUGGCCAGACUGGCUGGAAUGACCUGCAGAGUACCGCCACAUGGCCCGGAGUGACACUAUCACUGUUGGCCUGCUGUGCACCACUGUGUGUGCCGGGGGGACACUUGCCUCAUCAGUGCCAUUGUGUGUCAGAGCCGCCCUGUGUCCUGGAGGGCAUGCUACAGUCAUUGUCUGAUUUUGCGUGCUUGUGUUAAUGUGUUAAUAAAC
Molecule: messenger RNA, 2707 nt
Organism: Astyanax mexicanus (Mexican tetra)
Lineage: Eukaryota; Metazoa; Chordata; Actinopteri; Characiformes; Acestrorhamphidae
Product: olfactory receptor 3-like
Exons: 1
Coding region: 96-1085 (329 amino acids)
Biological process (GO): G protein-coupled receptor signaling pathway
Cellular component (GO): membrane
Molecular function (GO): olfactory receptor activity; G protein-coupled receptor activity
Source: RefSeq, a predicted model, not a curated record